Ceutorhynchus assimilis (cabbage seed weevil) is the source of this 391-nucleotide messenger RNA. Lineage: Eukaryota; Metazoa; Arthropoda; Insecta; Coleoptera; Curculionidae. The record is from the annotation of a GenBank genome assembly.
CUGCCGUUGAACUAACUUGAGCUCUAUUUGACAAAAUGCUGACAUUAUCCUACGAUCCGAUUUUCGGACACAAAUCCUAUCAACACGUGCCUUAUUCGAAAUAUUAUAUCACCUAUAAUAUCAGGGGCCAGGUGGAUUAUUACGAGCCAACAAGAAAAAGUAAAUGGUAUCCACAUUAUUGGCCAUCUCAUUUGAUGGCAGAUAAUCCUAGUGAUUUUUCAUUAAGACGCUUACGACUUCGCAAUCAUAUGUAUCGACUUAAGUCAAGUUUGUAAAAGAAAACUAAUUUGAAAUAAAAAUGUUUUGAUUGUGAAAAAAAUUUGGUUUUAAUCAAUGUAUAAUAUUUAUACAGUGUGUCCACCGUACAAGGUAUUUCCUAAGUACGAUUCGU